Messenger RNA from Daphnia pulex (common water flea), 1463 nucleotides. Its product is annotated as F-box-like/WD repeat-containing protein TBL1XR1. Gene Ontology annotation, molecular function: protein binding; transcription corepressor activity. Gene Ontology annotation, biological process: regulation of transcription by RNA polymerase II. The transcript is spliced from 8 exons. Gene Ontology annotation, cellular component: histone deacetylase complex. The record is from RefSeq and is a predicted model, not a curated record. The coding region runs from base 286 to 1413 and encodes 375 amino acids. Lineage: Eukaryota; Metazoa; Arthropoda; Branchiopoda; Diplostraca; Daphniidae.
GCCCGCCGCCCAGUUGUAAUCUCGACAAGAGAAAGCGCAACGUCAUCCAGUCAAAUGAUGACACAACAGAAUCGCUGGGCUCCAUCGAAUAGCAUCCGUCGGUUAUCAGUUGUCGAGAUAAGUUUUUUGGUCGAGGGGCGUUGAUAAAGGGGGGACGUUUUACACGGGUGUGAGAGACGGCUGUUUAUCACGCCGACCCAGAGAACUCAACUGUCAAACACAAAUUGAAAGUCAGAGAGUUGAAUCGUCGUCGUCGUCGUUUGGCUGGCGUGUUUUGUUCCAGCCAUGUCGGUUGAAUUUGUAAUCUCGCCCAAAAGUUUGGACGACUCUGCUCUACUAGUGUCAAAUUGUGCCUUCCAUCCGCACGAACCCGUCCUGGCCUGUGCCGUGCAGGGCGGACCCGUUCGCCUGUACCAGCAGCCGGACGCCGUCGGCUCCAUCGUUCCAUUGUCAAAGUGGAAAGAGACCGUCUUCAAUCCGGUUUCCACACAAUACCCCGUUUCCGACGCCUCGUGCCUCCAGUGGGACGCGGAUGGGAGGCGAUUAGCAGUCGGUUACCAAAACGGAACGCUGAUCCUGUGGAAUGGCGAGGACGGAUGUCGUUUGCUCGAGAGGCGAAAGCACACGGCCAGAAUCGGGAGCAUUCGAUGGAAUCCAAUCCGGACCAAUGUCUUCGCCAGCGCCAGCAGCAACGACAGGUCGGCCUUGGUGUGGGAUGCUGACAAGAAACCGUCGCCGCUGGUUCAACGAUUCACCGACGCCGAUCGGAUUGACGACGUCGUUUGGAUUUCGGCAACUCAAUUGGCUUUCUACUCGAGAGACCAGACCGACGGAAUCAUUCGCAUUUGCCAAAUCGGCAGGGAGAAUCCGAUAAUGGCCUUGGUGCACGGAAACUCGAUCAAUUCCGUACGGUGGAACAGUCAAGUAAACCUACUCGCUUCCGUCUCAUCUUUUGUGACUAAAGGAAUGGGUCACGUCAUGUUGCAGAUCUGGUCGCCGGAUCAAAAUGAUCCAAUCAAAACGUUGAUUCAAGCACAAUCAGAGGUCCGAUGUAUCGACUCGUUAACUCUGGAAAACGACGCUAAUAAACCUUUACUCGUUGUCGGGGGUUGCGCUGACGGUUCGACAAUCGUCUGGAACUUGAACGACAAAGGGAAUAGCCACAAAAGACUUGACGACGGCCAUUACGCAGCAAUUAACGACCUGUGCUUCUCGCCUAAUAGAAGAUGGCUGGCGUCCAUCGACAGGGAUGGCCAAUUAAUCGUCAGAUUAGCCGAGGAUUGGCGAAAAGUGUACGAGACAAAGACGGAGGCCAGUAAUUGCCAAAGAGCUCUUUCGUGGAGUGGUUCCAGUGACAAAUUGGCUAUCGUCAAUGCUCGUUAUCAGGUUUUUCUUGUGGAAAUCAUCCAUUAGACUCCGAGCAAUCUUCAACUUCAAUUCACAUGCAAAAUCAUCCAACCGUU